AUGUUCGCCGGCUCAUACGCAUGUGCGGCUGUGGAGGCUGGCAUUUCAGCUGCGCUCGCUACCGUUGUUGACGCCCGGUUGUUUGGCGAACGUCUUACAAAGUGCUGCCCCCACAAACGAAAUGCUUGCGUCCACUUGCAUCUCGAAUCGACCGAAAGACUGACAGAUGGCGCCAGCAUCGUGUGUCAACAUGAUGAUGUGAGAGGCGCCUGUCAGACCUUUGGGUUGUUUGGAACUGCUGCCCUGGUCGGACUGAAGGUUCGACAGAUUUGCAAGGCUUUGCAGAGGAGGAUCGAUCAUCACAUCACGAUCACAGCAUCGAAAGCUUCGAGAUGCUCAACAGGUCUCCACAGCAUGGGGGCGGUUGUGGGUUUGCAAUGUGGGCGGAACGACUGGAGUGGAGCUGGGAAAACAUUGCAGGAUCUCGGAAGGCCAAUGUCGACGUCCACGUGCUCGGUGUGCAUUUGCCGUUCCUGGAUCCACUGCACGUUUAUAGGACGCCCCUGCCAGGACGCAAGCUCAAGCGACCUCACUCUCACGGCUGCUGUGUUUCUGCGCUGCCUUCUUACUAGUGCGAUGGGUCUGUCAAUAUGGGCCAGCACAUCUCACAUGCAUCUAAAGGAUCUCGGAACACUGAAGCGAAGCACGAUCCCCUCAGCACGAAUCCCUCAGCACGAAUCCUACGAGCUCUUCUCACGACUCGCCAUGCACCUGGAAACAUCAUGUCCAUGUUGCCUUUGCGGAAUGGCGCGAGAAUGCGGGUACGUAGCCUUUGGCGGCUUGGUAGGGAGGUGUGUGCUGGUCAGAGGAGGUGCGUACGGAUGUACGAUGCGCCCGAGCCCCGUAUACGCACUCGUUCCGCGAUUCACAGACGCCGCUGCACCGCCGCACGGAGGCAGUUCUGAUGUGAAUUGGCGGUGA
Macroventuria anomochaeta is the source of this 921-nucleotide messenger RNA. RefSeq lists its product as uncharacterized. The transcript has 4 exons. The record is from RefSeq and is a predicted model, not a curated record. Lineage: Eukaryota; Fungi; Ascomycota; Dothideomycetes; Pleosporales; Didymellaceae. Bases 1 to 921 code for a protein of 306 amino acids.